CAUGUCCAAGGACACUGAACCAGUGCUUCAUCAUAUGCUAACUAUGCUUUAUAAAACUGACAAUUUUCUUCAUGACCACAUUGAUAUGGAAAACAGAGAAAUAGUUAAUGCUUUUUGUAAAAAACUAAGUGAGCAUUUACACCUAGCCACGCGAUUCAAUGAACAUGGAAGAUACAACCAACACUAUGCCUUGGGAAACCUUCUUCAUCCGUACUUUAGAGGAUAUAUGCUUAGACAUUACGGUAUCUUCGAAAAGUUCACCAGAAAAGUCAUCAACGAUCAUCCAUCGUCGGACGCUGUUUCGAUCAGUGAAAAAAAAUAAUCAUAAAGCUACACAAGUUAAAAUGCCAGUUGGUGUGGAUGAGUGCGACGAUUUACAAAAUAUAGAGAUUGAACAGGGUAAUAAUAACCACACCAUUAGUCAAAAUGUACCGGAAAUUGAAAGGGAGUUUGAAUCUUUCCACGCUAUGCCUUGUGUUGAAGAAAAUCAUAAAGUUGAUGUGCUGAAAUGGUGGAAGAAACAUGCCUCUACUUUGCCAUUGUUAGCACAAUUGGCAACAAAUUUGCUCUGCAUUCCAGCUGCAUCAAGCUGUAGUGAGAGAGUGUUCAGCGCCAGCGGUGGAAUUAUAAAUGAUAAAAGACACAGUCUUUCCACUAAGAAAGCAAAGCAAUUGACUUUGAUUAAAGUCAAUUAUGAUCUUGUCUGUCCUCACAUGACCUUGAAAAUUAUAAGCGACGCUGAAGAAGCCCUGGACCCCCCAGCAUUAACUCCAGUUAGAACACCUCCCAAAAAUCCUAUUCCUAAAGCAGUUUUUUAAAUAACCAAAAAAGGUUAUUGUUCAAAACAAAAAACGUUUCAACAACGCCAUUAUGUUCUUCUUCUUUACCAUCAACACCAACAUCUUCAGGAAUCAAAAGAAAAACAAUGGAAAUUCCAGAAGAAUCCGAAGCAACAUCAUCCGAAAAAACAUCCGAAAGUGACACUCAACAAGUAUUAAAAUAAAAAUGUUUUACUUUUUAUUGUGAAAUUUUAAAAUCGUGAAAUAUAAUUGUCUAAAUAAAAACUGAUUUUUCGUAAAAAUCGCAAAUGUGUGCUUAAAUUGGUACAAUAUAAAAGUAAAUUACUUUUUUAUUUUAUGCUAGCCCUAUCUGU
This is a messenger RNA of Hydra vulgaris (swiftwater hydra), 1153 nucleotides long. RefSeq lists its product as uncharacterized. The record is from RefSeq and is a predicted model, not a curated record. Lineage: Eukaryota; Metazoa; Cnidaria; Hydrozoa; Anthoathecata; Hydridae. Gene Ontology annotation, molecular function: protein dimerization activity.